Molecule: messenger RNA, 3084 nt
Organism: Daphnia carinata
Lineage: Eukaryota; Metazoa; Arthropoda; Branchiopoda; Diplostraca; Daphniidae
Product: transcriptional coactivator YAP1-like
Exons: 8
Coding region: 171-1745 (524 amino acids)
Biological process (GO): hippo signaling; positive regulation of transcription by RNA polymerase II
Cellular component (GO): nucleus; cytoplasm
Molecular function (GO): protein binding; transcription coactivator activity
Source: RefSeq, a predicted model, not a curated record
AGCAGUUACUCGCCAGACUGUCUUUUGUGUGGAAGGGUGUGUCGGCUAAUUAUUGAGUUAAAAUUUUUCAUUUUUUUUUAUCGACUUAGUUAUUGUCCCCCUUUGUUUGCGUGUUGAUUCCACAACUUAUCCUGUCUGCCUUGACGCUUAGAAAUUUUGGAAUCAUUAAAAUGUCGAAGAAUCCCGAAGUGGUCGAACACAAAGAACGGAACCAAAUCGUACACAUUCGUGGCGAUUCAGAUUCCGAGUUGCAAGCCUUGUUUGACAGCGUACUGAAGCCUGAUGCUCAUAGGCCAUUGCAGCUCCCUUUUCGAUUACGAAAUUUACCAGAUUCCUUUUUUAAACCACCCCCAACUGGAUCCAAAUCACCGUCUGUGGCAUCAAACUCACACAGUAGAGAAAACAGCACAGAUUCUGGGCAUUUUGCUUUGAAUCCUUCUCCAUCUAUCCACCAUUCUAGAGCACACAGCUCACCAGCUUCACUCCAACAGACUUUGGCAGCUGGACAACAGCGACCAGUACACCAGCACUUGAAACAGCAGAGUUGUGACCUAACUCUCGACCACUUCCCACUUCCUGAAGGAUGGGAGCAAGCCAAGACACCUCAAGGACAAGUUUACUUUCUGAAUCACCUUACUCAGACAACAACAUGGGAGGAUCCACGGAAGAAGUUACUCCAACAGCAAAUUCAACCUUUGUCGCCGGCACCUCCACCAAACAUGGUGGCUCCACCUUUACUCAGUGCCGUUACGACACCAGUUGCCGGAAGCAAUGCAGCGGCUGUGUUGGCAGCCUCUCAGCAAGCCUUAACCCAAGCUUUGGGUCCCCUACCGGACGGAUGGGAGCAAGCAGUGACACCGGAAGGAGAACUCUAUUUCAUAGAUCAUCACACUAGAAAGACUUCAUGGUUUGAUCCACGUCUACCGAUCCAUAUGCAGAAGCCACCUAUGGUACACGCGGCAGGAGCACAGAGCGCGGCCGCUCUGCAGCAACAACAACAGAUUACUCAGCAACCGGCAGCUUCUGGGACUUCACAACCAACUCUAACGCCAGCCCAGGCAGCCCAGCAACAAUUGAGGCUUCAAAAAUUACAACAGGAGCAGGAUCGCUUAAGACAGCGACAACAGGAAAUUAUAGCCAUGAUGGAGCGAGAAACUCGCGUACGCCAGCAAGAAAACAAUUCCGGCUCCCAGCAGCAAACCGAAUUCGCCAUGAGGCGGAAUCCUCUACAUUCGCAGUCAAAUAGUAACAGCAGCGCAGUCAAUGAACUGAGCUCGAAUACAGCCGAUCCGUUCCUCAGUGCAGCAUCGGCCACUGCAACGGCCGUCGUGUCACAUCCUUGCGCCAAUGGAGCAGGCAAUGGGGCAGCUACUAACAUCUCGCAGAAUUCAUCAGCUCCACCUUCGUCAUUGGCUACUGAUUUUCACGCUCGCCAAGAGUCGGCUGAUUCUGGUUUAGGUAUGGGUGGAAGCUAUAGCUUACCUCACACACCAGAAGAUUUUCUUGCAUCCAUGGAUGAUACAAUGGACACUACACUUGAUUGUCCUGCUUCUGUAGGCACUGUUGACAUGAACGAUAUGAACGACAUGAAUGGAGGAUUGGAAACCGGUGAUCUACCUGCUCAUAUGGAUACUACUGACGAUCUAGUGCCGACUUUAGACCUUGGAGAAGAACUUUCGACAGACAUCUUAAAUGAUGUUCUUUUGAAUUCAAACAAAGUCGACAACGUCCUUACUUGGCUCUGAAGAAAAGAAGUGUUGCAUUUAGUUGGAUCGCAAGAUUUUUAAAAAUUCUUCGGUGGCGUGCCAGUAUCGUUAAUGCUUUUCUUCAACUCAAGUUUGAAGCUCAUGCAUUUAGCAUAUGGUACGCCGCAUGACAAAUCGACGUUCGCUUAAAAAUUUACGCCAACCAAUAGAAUGGGAUUUGAUAGCGGAAAAGAAAAAAAUACGAAAUGCUAUCAUACAAAAAUGAUAGAACUAACCACUAUCAGUAGAGUUAAUCAAAAACGAUUAGGUUCCAGAAGUGCAAAAGAAAAAAAAUGAAUGAAAGAAAGAAAAAGGGAAGAAAAAGAAGCGAAAAGAAUGUGGUUUUCUUGCAAUGCGAUUAAAUGCAUUAUCGUACUUUAUUUUUUUCCUUCGACGUAUUAAAUAUUGUUUUUAUAUUUUGGAUUUCGGGAGAGGGAAUGAGAGAGGUUUCAACAUUUGUUUUGUUUGAUUCCGAAACCAUCACUUUUUGAAACAAAUAUGAAACUGUAACUGUUCGUGCCUGGUAUGGAAGGGUUGGUUCUAGGUGUAACGAGAGAUGGGCCCUGAUCCGAUCACGCGCUCCCAUCUUUUGUAACAUCGUCCAAGAGAAACUGACGUGCCUAAAAACAUGUGAAGCAAUAAGAUGCCUAGGAAUUUCCUCGUGUACCCUUUUCAAAUGUGUGUUCCUUCUCGAUGCCUUUUAUUACCUGUAAAUGUUGUCGUCAAUUGAUUUUCUAUAUCCCUGUCCGAAUGCUUGGACAUACAAGCUACAUGCGAAACAAACAUGAACAGGAGAAAUAACGUGAGAAGUGUUUAGUGACCCGUCCCCAUGUAUGGCCAUGAUGAUUAGCCUAAUAGCUGACUUGUUUCUUGUGCCUGUUGCUUGUACUUCUUUAUCAUUAUAAAUUACAUGCUGUAGACACUUUGCACCACAGCUCUUGGCUUUCACGGACCUUGAGUAAGUUAAACGGUCCAAAUUGAGCGUAACAUAUGCCUUGAAAAAGAAAAUGUCUUAUCUUUCAGUGCCUUCUUUAUUAUGAUGUGACGUUAUGUGGUAGCUCGGAUUUUUCCGUCUUCUUUUUUUAAAUUUUUUUUUUCCCAAGGAGUAAAUAAGCGUUAGCGAAUGGAACUCCAAUUAAUUAUUAUAUAUAUAUUUCAUUUGUAACUGGUGACGGGCGAUGUUUCGAUUUACUUGACAUGUUAGUGUUUUCCAUGGCCUUUCAACGGUCAGAUUAGUAUCGUAUCAUAGAAGCUGUUGACGUUGCUACGAAUGCCUUAUGCCAUGUAUUUCUCCUUUGUCGACUUUCUCCAUGAAUACAACUUUCUACAAGUGCUUGAA